This is a messenger RNA of Hyaloscypha bicolor E, 894 nucleotides long. RefSeq lists its product as uncharacterized. The coding region runs from base 1 to 603 and encodes 200 amino acids. NCBI's taxonomy places the organism in Eukaryota, Fungi, Ascomycota, Leotiomycetes, Helotiales, Hyaloscyphaceae. The record is from RefSeq and is a predicted model, not a curated record. The transcript has 3 exons.
AUGCACUCCUCAUUUGCCGCCACUCUCCUCGCCGUCUCGGCUAUUUUUUCGAAUGCUUUAGCAGGCCCUCUCUACACUCGUCAAGUUUGCGGGGCAGCCCCCGGAGGGAAUGUCGCCCAGAGUCCUCUUUCUCAGCCCGCUGGCAUUACCACCGCAGCCGACUGCGCCACUCAAUGCAAGGGCAACCCAAGUUGCUUGUCCUUCCUUUUCGGUCUCGUUAAUAGCGUCGACAAAUGCAUGCUCUUUUCCGUUGCAGCCGCUUCCAUUCCUCCCCAGACCAAUAUGGUCGCGUACGAUAUUGGCUGUUCUAGCAUACCAUCCGUCGUUCCUACUGCUGCCAACCCCGGAGCUCAAGGUGGUGCGACUGGUAACAAUAACGGGGGCACAACACAGAACGGAGCUAACAACGGCGGAACCAACAACGGCGGAGCAACUGCAAACCAAGGGACUCACGCCAACCCGAUGAAUGCUAUCCCAGCUGGAAACCCAAAUCCUAUUUCCACUCCUGCAGCGACGAGUUUGGCUGCCUGUCUCGCUGCAUGCCAGGGCAACCCAGCUUGCGUGGCCUACACCUUCACGUCUAACACCUGUAAGCUCUUCUGAGCGGCCCAAGUUUGGUUGACAGAUUGACUUGAGGUGUUCUUAACGAAUGAUUGGCCUUCUUAGUCAUGGCGUGGGGAAACGGGACGGAAAUGACUGUCGUUACGGGUUGGAAAAUGAUGUUUAAAAGAUCUUGGCUAUUUGUUUUGGGGGUGUGUUUGAUCUUUCGCAAUGUAUCUGUCGUUAAAACCACAUAGAAAAAUUAGCAAUUUGAGCUCUCCGUCUUCUUGGCUUGCCCUGUUUUCUUGAAAUUCUCAUAGCACGGAUUUGCCGCGCCGUAGGACAAAGCGGCAA